AUCCGUCAGACGGCGUUGGCAAUCAAUAAAAAUGGCCGUCUCUUGUUCUUUUUUAAAUUAGUAUAAUUUUUUUUUACUCCAGUAAAUGUUACCUUGUCACUGACAAUUAAUAACAAUUAAUAAUAAUUAACGACUAUUCAUUAGUAAUAACAAUAAUUAGUGCCAUGACAAGUGAUUUUAUUCAUUACAACUUAAAUGACAGCUAGUAUUUUACCGAAAGUGUAUUGACUAGUAAUAAAUAUCUAUAGAUGCACGUGAUUUGAUUAAUUGCAUCUUGAUAAUUACUGAUAUUUAUAAAUUAAUAAAAUAAAAUGGCAUCGGCAGCUGAGCAACAACAAACGACACUGGAAUUUUAUCAAGCGAUGGCUGAUUUCAAAAAUAUGUUUCCUCAAAUGGAUGAUGAUGUCAUCGAAGCCGUGCUGAGGUCGAACCAGGGAGCGGUUGACACGACUAUCGAUCAGCUGCUGGCAAUGAGCACCGACAAUGAGAACGAAAAGAUCCGCAGCGAACUGGAACAAAGUGACGGUUCCGCAGACUCAUCACCCAAAGCUGCCGUUCACCAGGAAGUUCUCGUUGGUGUCGACGCCCCUGACGCAAAGCAAUCAAAGAACACCAACAAGUGGAAGCCUCCACUGCUGGGACCGCUGCCGGAUUCCUUUCUCAGAAUUCCCCAGCAGAUUCUCGAAGACGCGCAUGACCCCGUGGCUCAAGAGAAUUCUCUGCUGGAGGACGAGAGGAUCGCCAUGUUUUUACAGAAUGAGGAAUUCAUGAGUGAGCUGAGAUGGAAUGAAGACUUUUUAAAUACUCUGGAGCAUGAUUCAAAGUUACAUGGAUCCGAAAAAUGCAGCGGAACAGACGAAGAUUUAUUCAGGGAACGUUUAAAAAAUAUGGGAAAAGUAUCGCGACGUAAAUUUGCUCAACUGACUAAAGUAUUUACGCGAACUAAGAAACGCGGCGGACGUCAAUUAUUACCCCCGACGGCAUCCUGUGACGAUCUUCUGGACCCUGAGGACUCGAGGUCUCAAAGUUAAAUCACUGAAAUCCAACAGGCGGCUAGUGCAAUAAAAAAAACGUCUAGCUCUAGCUCUGACAGACUCGAGACUCCGAGUCGUCUCCAGAGCAAAUUCGUUCAUUAUAUAUUUAAAAUAUAAUAAUUGAAGUAGAUAAAUUGAGGUAAAAUCCAAACGGUUAUUUAGUUUUAGCACUUGAGAGACUGAAUCAAUUGGCAUUUUUUUUCUCCGGCUCGUUGAUUUUUAUUUUAUUUUUUAAUCGUAAUCGUACAAAUAUUUAGACUGAGUUAUGUAUACUAUUGUUAUUAUUUUUUUUUUUAUUCAGUGAUAUAUCAGCACCCUAGUCAUGUUAGUCAUUAAUCAUUGUGAUUUAUUUGUAAUUAUUACGCCAUUUUUUUUUUAGAUGGAAACUUUUGUUGGUCAUAAAAAAAGUUGAAACACUUUUUAAUUUUUUUUAAUUUACGUAGAGGACACGGGGUGUAGUGGGCCCCUAGAUUAUUUUUUUUAUGACAAAGUGGCAAUUCUGCCCGCCAAAAAUCUAAAAUCAAAAUUUUUUUAAUUGCUGGGUGAUGAAAAAUUUUCUUGCGAUUAAUGUAAAGUGAAAGCAAUAAAAUUUUUUUAAUUUUUUUAGAGGCUUGAGUAGAUUCCAAUAUUUUAUUAAUUAAUUAAAAAAUUUAAGUAACAUUUUUUAUGACCAAAGAUAAUCUUGAAUUUUUAUCAUCUACUUAAAGCUUAAUUGUGAUUCUUAAUUAAUUUAAAUUAAAAAAAAAAUAAAUCAAUAUGAAACAAGUUUAUCUUUUAUGAAAACAAUAAAUGUAUUUAAAAACCAUUAAAAUAA
Molecule: messenger RNA, 1848 nt
Organism: Microplitis mediator
Lineage: Eukaryota; Metazoa; Arthropoda; Insecta; Hymenoptera; Braconidae
Product: CUE domain-containing protein 1
Exons: 4
Coding region: 312-1031 (239 amino acids)
Molecular function (GO): ubiquitin binding
Source: RefSeq, a predicted model, not a curated record